AUGGCAAUGGUACUUCCUAAUAUAAUUUCUCAAAAUCAAACUAGAUUCGUGAAGGGGAGGAGCAUUACUGAAAAUGGUCUUCUGGCUCAGGAGAUUAUCAGAGACAUAAAUUUGAGAAAUAGGAACACCAAUGUUAUGGUCACACUUGAUAUGACCAAGGCAUAUGACAGGGUAUGUUGGAUUUUUCUCACUAAAGCUCUUUGGAGGUUCGGUUUCUCAGAAGUUAUCAUUGAUAUGGUCUGGAGAUUGCUUUCAAAUAACUGGUAUUUUGUGUUGAUAAAUGAAUAUUCUUAUGAUUUCUUCAAGUCAUCAAAAGGGGUGAAGCAAGGAGAUCCCCUGUCACCCACUUUAUUUAUAAUUGUAGCAGAAGUCUUAUCAAGAGGUCUUAACUUGUUACUUAGUGACAAUCAGUUCAAAGGAUAUGGACUUCCAAAAUGGAGCUCAGUAAUCAAUCUCUUGUCAUACGCGGAUGAUGUCAUUUUAUUCUGUUCUGGUGACAAAACUUCUAUUUAUAAAAUGAUGUCAAUACCAGUUUAUACGUUGUCAGCAAUGAAUCCUCCCAAAAAAGUAAUCAAGCAAAUGCAUCAGAUUCUUGCUAAAUUCUUUUGGGGAAGUUUGAAAAAUGUAAAAAUAAGGCAUUGGGUUGCUUGGGAGGAUCUUUGUUAUCCAAGAGAAGAAGGGGGACUGGGAUUUAGAUCCUUAUAUGAUGUGUCCAAGGCUCUAUUUGCAAAGUUGUGGUGGAAUUUUAGGACAGCUACUAAUUCUUUAUGGGGAACUUAUAUGGGAAAUAAGUACUGUAAAAAAUUCCAUCCGAUCAUCACGAGGAAUGCGGGAGCUUCACAUGUUUGGAGAAAAAUGACAAAGCUGGGGGCAUUAUAUUAUGAGGAGGAGCUGCAGGCAGGAGAGGAGGAAAUAGAGGUUCAAGAGUUCAUUAUUAAUGGAGUUUGGGACGUUGAGAAACUCAGAACCAGCUUAUCAGAAGAUAUGGUUAUUCAUAUUGGGGAGAAUAUCAAACCUGAUAUUGGUGGAGCUGAAAAUGAUAAAGCCUAA
This is a messenger RNA of Capsicum annuum, 1050 nucleotides long. RefSeq lists its product as uncharacterized. NCBI's taxonomy places the organism in Eukaryota, Viridiplantae, Streptophyta, Magnoliopsida, Solanales, Solanaceae. The transcript has 3 exons. Bases 1 to 1050 code for a protein of 349 amino acids. The record is from RefSeq and is a predicted model, not a curated record.